AUGAGAACGGUCAUUAGUGGCCCAAGUGGUUACAAAAGUGCAGUUGAUAAAACAGAAAAAUCUGUAAAAGGAUUUAAGUUAUCGCCAUCGUCAGUAAAACCAAAUAAUAAAUCAGUCAUAGAUGUCGAUUGGGAGUAUUGGGGCCCCAAUGGCGAAUAUCAUUGGGAGAAAAAUUUCAAAUCCUGCAAAGGCAAAUCCCAGUCUCCAAUAAACAUUAUACGUGAACGAAUUGUGUACUUGCCUGAUUUACAAAUGACUUUGAUCAAUUACGAUCGUGAUUAUCAUAAUAUGAAGCUGACCAACAAUGGCCACACCAUUAAACUGGAGGCGUCUCAUCUAACAGGAAAACGAUUCCAAAGUUUCACUACAGGCAGUGCUUUCUUUGGCGACACUUACCGGUUUCUGCAAUUGCACUUUCACUGGCGUAAUGCUCACUCAGGAGGAUCAGAGCACGCCAUCGAUGGGGAAAAGUUUUCAAUGGAGAUGCAUUUAGUUCAUCAAAAUGUUAAGUACGAUAAGGAAACCGAUUCUGAGAUUGUCCUCAAAUCACCUGAUGCCUUUGCCGUUAUUGCCGUUUUCUUUAAUGAAACAACCAUUCACAAUUUGGCAAUCGAUCCCAUAAUCGGCCAUCUUGACCAAGUAGCCAACCCUCACGAAAGCACCAUCCUCGACGAGCCAAUUCGACUGGACAGUCUGAUGCCACCAACUGAAGAAUUGAAUCGAUUUUAUCGCUAUUCGGGCUCAUACACAACGCCAGGCUGUCAAGAAGUGGUCACGUGGAUCAUCUUCCCAACCGCCCUCGUCAUUGACGCUAUUCAAAUGCAAAAGUUUCGAGAAAUCAUUUUUAGAGUUACUCACCACGAACUUCCAAUGGAUAGCCAACUGGUCUGGGCGCCAGACCCGGUCGACGGCUAUGCCCUCGGCCGGGUCGUUGACAUUGGCGCCGGCAAUUUGGCCAGCAUCGUUUUGGCGUCCCCUUCAAAAACGUCAAAAACGCAAAAGAUAGAGUGCUCUAUUGAUCAGGUGUUUCCCGCGGAAACUGAUCUAAAGAAGGACUACGAUGACAACUGUUCACUUAUGUACCUCAACGAGGGUAAUCUACUGCACAACAUUAAGCUUCGUUAUGUUGGAAAUAAGAUUUACACAUACGUUGCCAAUAUCCUCGUGGCACUUAAUCCUUACCAUGACCUGAAGGCAAAGUUGUACACUGCGGAAGUGUUGAAAGCCUAUCAGGGAAAGUCAUUGGGAAAAAUGCCGCCGCAUGUUUUUGCAAUAGCUGACAAAGCUUUUCACGACAUGAAACGCACCUCUCAAUCUCAGUCCAUAAUCGUCUCCGGCGAGUCUGGUGCCGGCAAGACCGAGUCAACGAAGUACAUUCUCCGGUACCUCUGUGAGUCCUGGUCCGGCCCGUCAGGCGCCGGAGCCAUCCAAAUUGAGCAGCUAAUCCUUGAGGCUAAUCCAAUCCUGGAGGCAUUCGGCAACGCCAAAACGGCGCGCAACAACAACUCGUCGCGUUUUGGCAAGUUCAUCGAGAUAUACUUUGACCGAAAAAAGGAGUUUACUGUUGCUGGCGGCCACAUAUCGCACUACCUGCUGGAGAAGUCGCGAAUCUGCGGACAGAGCGGCCAGGAGCGGAAUUACCACAUCUUCUACCAACUGUGCGCCGGACUGCCCGAGGCGCAGUGGAGCAAGUUGAAGCUGGGCGCUCCGGAUAAGUUUUACUACCUGCGCAAGGGUUGCAAGCGGUACUUUCUGACGGCUGCAGAGGACAAACAGCUGCCGGCGGGGCGAAAGUCGGAGCAGCACAAGAAAGAGGGCUACCUGCAGGACUCGAUCGUCAACGACCUGGCGGACUACCGCGCCAUGGACUCUGCGCUGGACCACUUUGGCGUGUCGCCGGCGGAGAAGGCGACCAUCUACCAGAUAGUGGCCGCCAUACUGCACCUGGGCAAUGUCCAAUUUGAGGAGGCGGCGGACAACAGUGCGGGCGGCUGUCGCGUGGACGGCGCCUCCCAGGAGGCCCUUCUCAACGCCUCUGCACUGUUGGGCGUCGAAACUGAGCAGCUGCAGCAGUGCCUGCAAACUCGAAUCAUGCAAACCAACAAGGGCGGCUACAAGGGCUCUACCUACAUGGUCCCCCUCAAAGUGCACGAGGCGAGCAACGCCCGGGACGCCCUCGCCAAGGCCAUUUACUCCCGCCUCUUUGACUACAUCGUCAGCAAGAUCAUCAACCGAGCGCUGCCAGGCACAGUUACCGGCGUCGGUCGCCAGACCAAUGACUCCCACUCCAUCGGCGUACUGGACAUUGCCGGCUUUGAGUACUUUCAAACGAACUCCUUUGAGCAGUUCUGCAUCAAUUACUGCAAUGAAAAGUUGCAGAACUUCUUCAACGACCGCAUCCUCAAUGACGAGCAAAGUCUCUACGAGCAGGAAGGUCUGGGCGUGCGACGCAUCGACUACGUCGACAACCGGGACUGCAUUGAGCUGUUUGAGGCGAAGGGAACGGGAAUCUUUGACCUGCUCGACGAGGAGAGCCGCCUGCCAAAGCAGUCGGUGGCCCACUUUACGGAGGCAGUUCACCGCGCAAACAACGGCAAAUUCCGUCUGGACAUUCCCCGGCGGUCAAAACUGAAAACCCACCGGGAGCUGCGCGACGACGAGGGCUUUCUGGUGCGGCACUUUGCCGGCGCCGUCUGCUACCAAACAGCCCAAUUUUUGGAAAAGAACAACGACACGCUGCACACUAACCUGGCCUUCCUCAUGAUCGAGUCCAGCAAUGGCAUGCUCAAGGCGCUCUUUGAGUCGCCCACCAAGUCAGCCUCCGGCGGCAACUUCAUCACCGCCUCGGCAAUGACCGACAAGUCGGUUCGCCUGUCCGCCGAAUCAGUUGGCGGGAAGUUCCGCAAGCAGCUGGCGGAUUUGAUCGCUCGCCUGCAGUCCACGGGAACCCAUUUCAUUCGGUGCAUCAAGCCGAACCUGAACAUGGUGGCGCAGUCCUUCGACGGCGCCUGCAUCCUCUCCCAGCUGAAGUGCUCCGGCAUGGCCUCCGUCCUGGCGUUGAUGCAGCACGGCUACCCCUCCCGGGCCACCUACGCCACCAUCCGCGACCUCUACGCGCCCUUCCUCCCGCCCAAGCUGGGUCGCCUCGAGGCACGUCACUUCUGCAUGGCACUGGUGAAGGCUCUUGGCCUGGGCGACUGCCGCUUCGGCGUCACCAAGGUCUUCUUCCGGCCGGGCCGCUUUGCCGAGUUUGACCAGCUGCUGAAGAAUGACCCCGCCUCACUGGAGGAGCUGGUAAAACGGGUGCAGCGGUGGUUGAUCUGCUCUCGCUGGCGGCGGCUGCAGUGGUGCGCCCUUUCAGUCAUUAAACUCAAGAACAAGAUCGCCUACCGCCGGGAGUGCACUGUGAUCAUUCAAAAGAACAUGAGAAUGUUUCUAGAAAAGUCCAAGUACCGCCCGCGGUACAUUGCCCGCCUGGAGUUGCGCAAAAUUCGCGGCCGCCUGCAGCAGCUGAACUCGCUGGUGGAGAAGAUCAGCCUAGAAAAGGAGAAAUCAUCCUUCACGCAGAAGCUUUCUACCCUCGACCUUUCCAUUCAAAAAUUGUUUACUGAACACUUUGGCCUGCCACCGGCGGGAAAAAAGGUGGAAAAACUGCAGAAGGCUGAGACGGAGAAGACGCUGGCCGCUGUUCGCCAGCAAAUUGACGGCCUAAUGCGUGAUCUGCAGGCAAAGCUAAGCGAACAGGAACGCCUGAAGAAGCUUCAGGAGGAGAUGGAAGCGGAACGGCGCAAACGAGAGGAAGAGGCAAAGGUGCAACGAGAGGCGGAGGAAUUGCGCAAGAGAAAGGCAGAACUGGAGGAGAAAAAACGACAGGAGAUGCUGGCGCAGCAACAGCGAGAGGCGGAAGAACGAAAGGUCGCAGAAGCAAAGGUGAAAGCGAUUAACGAAGAGGAACGUCGCCGUCAAGUGGAGCACCUGAAGCGGCUGGAGCAGGAGCGACGCGACUACGAGCUGGCCGUCCGCCUCUCUCAGCAGGACGGCAAUGACCUGCAGCCGGAACAACCCUCACCGCCCACCGUCGCCAAGUCCCUGAAUCCCUUUCAUUCUGAGCAUCACGGCGGUUCUUCAUUGGAGCAGGCGAGCAGUCCGUCCGCCUCGCCGCACGGCAGUCCGCAAAAUCGCAAAAAGUACAGUCUGGAGUCGUGGAACUACGCCCAGCUGCGCGACACCAUCAACACCUCCAGUGAUAUUGAACUGCUGGAGGCGUGUCGCGAGGAGUUCCACCGCCGACUGAAGGUGUACCACCAGUGGAAGUUCAGGAUGACCAACAACAAGUCACAGGGCAGCAGCGGCAACAACAGCAGCAGACUGAACAUGGCCAAUGGAAGCUCGCUGCAGGCGGCAAACGGAACCCAAGUAGCCGCCGAUCCGUCCACUCGGGCGCCAGACAUUGUGAUGGACACCUUCUACAACGCCGACACACUGCCCAGCGGAGGUGGGGCCGUUCUGAUGAGGGCGAUGAACAAUGGCAAUAUCAGCGGUGAAAAUGGCGUCAAGAAUGAGCAGCGCUACUUCCGGCUGCCGUUUGGUAGGCAGAGUAGUGAUUCGAAGGGGCUGUGGUUUGCCCACUUUGACGGUCGGUGGAUCGCCCGACAGAUGGAGAUUCACACUGAAAAGGAGCCUAUUCUUUUAGUGGCUGGUCGUGAUGACUUAAAAAUGUGCGAAUUGAGCCUUGAUGAAACUGGACUGACGCGGAAAAAGAACGUUGAAAUACUGGCUGAAGAGUUUGAGUCAGAGUGGCGUCGCAAUGGCGGGCAACCUUACUCCCGUGCAUUGACUGACCUUUAA
Rhagoletis zephyria (snowberry fruit fly) is the source of this 4848-nucleotide messenger RNA. The record is from RefSeq and is a predicted model, not a curated record. Lineage: Eukaryota; Metazoa; Arthropoda; Insecta; Diptera; Tephritidae.